This is a messenger RNA of Panicum virgatum (switchgrass), 3262 nucleotides long. RefSeq names its product transcription factor KUA1-like. Gene Ontology annotation, molecular function: DNA binding. The coding region runs from base 1658 to 2668 and encodes 336 amino acids. The record is from RefSeq and is a predicted model, not a curated record. Gene Ontology annotation, biological process: response to ethylene; response to gibberellin; response to auxin. The transcript is spliced from 6 exons. NCBI's taxonomy places the organism in Eukaryota, Viridiplantae, Streptophyta, Magnoliopsida, Poales, Poaceae.
UUUAUCCUUGUUAUUUCCGGUUGAGGAUCAGUGAUGACAUAUCUUAUACAAAACAUAUGUGGAUUUUUUAGUACUAUCUCCAUCUCAUGAAAAGCGCAAUCCUAAUUUUUUAGACAGAUUAGUGUUAUUGGAACAUGAUCAUAUUACCCUUUGUAAUUGUUUUAAUCCCUUUGAUUUAGGCAUAUAAGGUGUUCAAUUUCCAUGGAGUUAGUUAAUAUGCAGAUAAUUAAUUCCUAAUUGAUUUAUUGAAAGGACAAGGCAGUAAAUUAUUGCUAGAAUUGCACUUUUCUCUAGGACCUUUUUGAAUCAUGUAAUUGCACUUUUCAUGGGUCUAUCAAGAACAUUCUUUAGAAAACAAACGGUAAAAGCUAAGCUAUAUUGUAUAUAUACAUUAAAAAUCAUGCUUAUGUUUUUGUUGCAAAGUGUCUAUUUUUCAUUUGUAGUGAAAAGAUAAUCAAGCACAUUAACUCAUCUUAACAACUCUAAAUAAAAUCAUGCUAGUCUAUGUUCUUCAUUGUUCUAACUUCUAAUUAACUACUAAUAACAUAUGAUGAAGAAAACCCACGUGGAUUUUUCGAAGUGCUUAAAUUUUAGGUAAACUGAGAUACUCAACCAAAUUAGUCUCUUUACAAUAUGUAAUUCUUAACCAAAGUUAGAGUGAUGCCUUGUAUAGAGUGUAAUGCGUAAAAAGAAUGCACAAGUAAGGAUUUCUUUGCAGAAGUCCAUUGUAAAAAAUAAAAUAAAAUAAUGUGUCAAGAUUUGUCAAGUUGUUAUGAUUACUAAGACCAUCAAGAACAUUCUUUAGACAAUAGACCGUAAAAACACUAAGCUACAUUGUCUAUUCAUUAAAGAUCAUAUUUUUAUUUAAAGUGAAAAGACAACCAAGCACAUUAAUCUGUUGUAACGGCUCUAAAUUAAAUUCAUGCUAACCUAUAUCCUUGUUGAUUCCAGUGGACUGAUAACGUAUCCUGAGAAAAAUUUGCAUCAAUUCUUAGUAGCACGUAAUUUUUAGAUGAUGAGAUACUCAUACCAAAUUAGACUCAUUGCGGUAUGUAAUUGUUAAAACAAAGUUAGAAUAAUGCCUUACUCCGAAUGUGAUGCCUAAAACGAAUACAAAAGUAAGGAUUUCCUUGCAUAAGUCCAUUCUAGUUAUAAAAAAAAUACACUGCCAAGAUGUGUCAAAAUGUUGUUAUCUUCUUAAGACCGUCCAGGCAACAAAAGUUGUAUAUUCUCUAAGAAAGGUAUUCAUUUGAACUUAAAUGUUAAAUCAUCUUGUAUCCGUCUGAUGUACUGCUCGAAAAUUAAAUUGGUAAAUCUUGAUUCUCCCUAGUUCUCGUAUACAUCCGAUGUAAGACUCAAAAAUUAAACUUGUGGUAAUCUUGUUCCUUACUAUUUUGGGUAGAGUGGCAACAUAUUUCAAGGCACAUAUUUGCAAAAUAAAUUUACGAAAUAAACAUGUAGAGAUUGAAAUUUUGGAACUGGAAAUGAAAACCUGAUAAGUGAAGGGCUAUUAUGCUAAAAUUAAGGAGGAGAGAGAGAGAGGACAGACAGAAGAAAAACCGUGUCCGAUAAAUAACCAGAGCUGUCUCUAUUCACCCUCUCCGUCGCCUCCCAAUAAAAACGCCACCGCCCCACUCACCGGAGCCCGGCCGCCGGGAUGCCUCAAGAUUCGCGCCCAGCGGGGAUGCGCCUCUUCGGCGUCACCAUCGCGCCGGUACCACCGCCGGCGCCCGAGGCGGAUCCGCCGGACCGGGAUCCGAGCCCCAACCCGCCCGUGGCGGUCAGGGAGGACGUGAUGCGCAAGUGCAAGAGCAUGGGCAACCUCGCCGCCCUUGGCGCUGCCGCGGACGGCGGAGGAGCUGGCGCUGACGGUGGAGGUGCCGGCGACGGGUACCUCUCCGAUGGCGGGCUGAUGCAGUCGUCCGGGAAGCGGCGGAGGGCGCAGGAGAGGAAGAAAGCUGUUCCUUGGACUGAAGAAGAGCAUAGGACAUUUCUUGCUGGUCUUGAAAAGCUAGGGAAGGGAGACUGGAGGGGUAUAGCGAAAAAUUUCGUUACCAGCAGAACACCAACUCAAGUAGCAAGUCAUGCUCAGAAAUAUUUUCUUAGACAGACUAAUCCAAACAAGAAGAAGCGCAGAUCAAGUCUUUUUGACAUGAUGCCAGGCGAGCUGUCACCAGCACCCAAUUGCCCCAUCUUACCACCAUCAAUGGCAAAAGUACAUGAUGUGGUAGCUAUGACGAGACAACUCCAAAAUAGCAACUUGGAAGGAGGCUCAUCUUCAAACACAGCCAAUAUAGCACCUCAAGUUGGAAGAGAUCUUCCCCCAGUUCCAUCUUUUUGGGCAACAAAUAUGGACUCAAGCUUCAGCAAACUGAACCGCAUGGAGCCCUUAUGGAGAACACCCUAUCCAUUCAGACCAAUUCCAAGGUCCCCUGACGGGACAUCUCCAUCAACUCCUGUUGUUGCCAAUAUAGCUUCUCGGGUUUCCAAAGCUAACCCAACUGCAUGUACUAGCACAUCCUUGAGCCCGCGAAGUGAUACAUCAUCAUUGCCUCCGAAGGCAGAUCCUCCAGCAGAGAUGAAGGAUUUGGAACUGACUGUUGCCCCACCCUCCCAACAAAACAUGACCAAUAUGUCUUCCCAGAAUGCGGAAUUGGCGCAAGCUUAACUGAUCAUUUUCGCUGCGUAUGUAUGCUGGUUGGAAUCGAAUGCAGUUCAUGUGCAUGCAUGGUUCUCCACAUUAGGCCCAGACAGAAGGUAUAUUAUAUUAUUCAAUGGAGAAAGUGACUGAAAAAAGUUAGGAAAACAGAAUGCUGUCUGGUACUAGCAUCAUUAUUGGCUUUACACCUGACCCUAAUGUUUGGUACUUGGUGCUAUGGUACAAGAAAAGCUUGGUGUAUGUCUGUUACUCUAGUGUAUCUGAAAGUGUUGGUUUAGGCACCUGCAUGCAUGUCUCCCUAAGUUUCUGGAGAAGUAAUACUUGGUGCAGAUUGCAGAACUGAAAGCUAUGAAGAAGGGAAAAUCUUUGAACAAAUUAUAUGUAAGUCUGAGCAUCACAGGUUUAUAGGAAAGUCUAAGGCCUGGAUGGAUGCUAGUAAUUCAGCAUAGGAAGUUAGAAACUAGUCUCUAGUGUAGUGCAAUACUCUGACGCUCUGCAAUCUCACAUGUACCCUAACACUCCAGUCUCCCCUUGGAACAUUGGAAUUGAAGUUACUAAUACCUGCAGGAAUUGAAUUUACCCUAUUAUACUCUUGGUGCACAA